Molecule: messenger RNA, 2600 nt
Organism: Cicer arietinum (chickpea)
Lineage: Eukaryota; Viridiplantae; Streptophyta; Magnoliopsida; Fabales; Fabaceae
Product: twinkle homolog protein, chloroplastic/mitochondrial
Biological process (GO): DNA replication
Molecular function (GO): ATP binding; 5'-3' DNA helicase activity; single-stranded DNA binding
Source: RefSeq, a predicted model, not a curated record
UUCUUUUCCCUUUUCAUUUCAACUCUCACACCCUUUCAUGGAGCCCUAUUCAUUACAGUAAUGAGUUCAAUCUUCGUUUCACAGAACAUGCGUUUUCGUUAUCAUCACGCUCUAAUAGUUCCUUUCUUUUCCAUGAACACUCAAACCCUCUCCAAUUCCACUCCCUUUUCAAACCUAAAAAAACCCCUCUCUUUUCUUACGCACCGUUUUCAACCUAAAAGAACCAUUUUUACCGUUUUCUGUUCCAAAAAACGCAAUUCUAAAUACCCUCCUUUGCCUCUUAAAACCAACGGCUACCAUGGUGCUUCUCAAGCUAAGGUUCCUAAGCCAGUGUAUUUGGAGGAGAACAAGUUGGAGAUGCAGUUUGGUGUUUUGAAGAAGAAGUUGGAAGUUGUUGGAAUUGAUACUGAAAUUUGUGUUCCUGGCCAAUACAAUCACUUGCUUUGUCCUGAGUGCCAAGGCGGCGACGCAGGAGAAAAGAGCUUAUCUAUUUACGUUGCACCAGACGGGGGGUCCGCUGUAUGGGUGUGUUUUCGUGCAAAGUGUGGUUGGAAAGGCAGCACCCAGGCCUUUGCUGGUAGCAGUUCACAUUCUACGACAAUGAAUCAAGUAGUCCCGGUUAAGAAAAAAAGAGAAAUUAAGGAGGAGGACUUGCAACUAGAACCCCUAUGUAAUGAGCUGGUCGCAUAUUUUGCCGAGCGCUUGAUUUCAAACGAGACUCUGCAGAGAAAUGGUGUCAAGCAGAGAAAAUAUGAUGAUCAGAUUGUUAUUGCAUUCACAUAUCGUCGUAAUGGAGCGCUUAUUAGUUGCAAGUACCGAGACAUCAACAAGAAAUUUUGGCAGGAAGCAAACACUGAAAAGAUCUUUUAUGGAUUGGAUGACAUAGUGGGGAAAAGUGAUGUUAUCAUUGUUGAAGGUGAAAUGGAUAAGCUGGCGCUGGAAGAAGCUGGCUUCCGCAAUUGUGUGAGUGUUCCUGACGGCGCACCUCCAUCAGUGUCUUCAAAAGAGCUUCCACCUCGGGAUCAGGACACGAAAUAUCAGUAUCUGUGGAAUUGCAAAGAUGAACUAAAGCAGGCAUCCCGGAUUAUCCUUGCCACUGAUGGGGAUCCACCUGGUCAAGCCUUGGCAGAAGAGCUUGCACGCCGCAUUGGGAAAGAAAAAUGCUGGCGUGUCAGAUGGCCUAAAAAAGGGAAGAUUGAUGAUUGCAAAGAUGCAAAUGAGGUUCUCAUGUAUUUGGGAGCCAAUGCACUGAAGGAAGCGAUUGAGAAUGCAGAAUUAUAUCCUAUACGUGGAUUGUUUAACUUCAGAGACUACUUUGAUGAGAUUGAUGCAUAUUAUCAUCGAACUUUGGGAUAUGAAGUUGGUCUCUCAACUGGGUGGAAUAAUCUGAAUGGGUUAUACAAUGUUGUACCAGGAGAACUGACCAUUGUAACUGGAGUUCCCAAUUCAGGGAAGAGUGAGUGGAUUGAUGCUCUUCUUUGCAAUCUUAAUCACAUCGCUGGCUGGAAAUUUGCACUUUGUUCCAUGGAGAACAAGGUUAGAGAACAUGCUCGGAAGCUUUUGGAGAAACACGUGAGGAAGCCUUUCUUUAAUGAACGCUACGCCGAACAAGUUGAACGGAUGAGUGUGGAGGAAUAUGAACAAGGCAAGCGCUGGUUAAAUGAUACUUUUCAUCUCAUAAGGUGUGAAGAUGAUGCUCUUCCAAAUGUAAAGUGGGUUCUUGACCUUGCAAAAGCAGCUGUGUUAAGACACGGGGUGCGUGGACUUGUAAUUGAUCCUUAUAAUGAACUUGAUCAUCAGCGACCUCCAAAUCAGACUGAAACUGAAUAUGUGAGCCAGAUGCUUACCUUAAUCAAACGUUUUGCCCAACAUCAUGGAUGCCAUGUUUGGUUUGUAGCACAUCCCAGGCAGCUGCACAAUUGGGUUGGGAGUCCUCCUAAUCUUUAUGAUAUAAGCGGAAGUGCACACUUCAUAAAUAAGUGUGACAAUGGAAUUGUUAUUCACCGUAAUCGGGAUCCUGAGGCUGGGCCUGUUGAUCAAGUGCAGGUUUGUAUUCGAAAGGUACGGAAUAAGGUUGCAGGGACAAUAGGUGAGGCUGUAUUGUUGUAUAACAGGGUAACCGGCGAGUAUGUGGAUGAUGAUAGCAAGAGAUAGCCGUCACGCAAAUAAUUUUUGGUAGGUUUGUAUACUGGUCAGCAAUUACACAUUGAAUCGAAGUUACCAUCUCUGAACAUGGCUGUUAUGGUGUUUUCGCUGAAGGUGCUGGAUCGAUAUCAAGAAUGGUAAAUAACAUCUUGACAUGGAUUGUGAGAUCUGAGAUCUGACUGUAUAAUAUUAUUAUUUUGGCUUUGAUUAUAUCUAUCCUUUAGCUGUCCUUUUAUAGGUGUUAGUGUUACAAUUUAAUUUAAUUUUGCAGAGUUAUGCAUUUUGCAUCCUUGUAUAGUAUAGAUAUAGGAUUUUUCUUCUUUGUAAUGAUCCCUCAAACUCAAAUUAUUGAGCUCUAGUCUUUUUUGUUGGUCUAUUGUGUAAUAUUCAGUUAUUGAUGGUUUAUUCUACUAAUGACACUACCUAUCAGUGAAGUGAUUAUAUUUACAUGUUAA